AUGGAUGGUCAGAAUUUAAUUUCAAUUGAAAAUGAUUCAAUUGAUUAUACAUUUAGUAUAUUUGGAUUAAUUUUCUUUCCAGAUUUAAUAAAAGGCAUGAAAGAAAUGUACAGAGUUUUAAAAUCAAAUAAUCAAAGUCGUACCGCAAUUGCAUCAUGGUGCUCCGAUUCAUUUUUACCAGAAAUCUUUAGAGAAACUUUAAAUCAAUUAUUAACAGAACAAAAUAAUGGUAAACCAACAACUCACAAACAAUUGGCAUCAUCACUUUCAAAUGAAUUGGAAUUUAAAAAUCAUUUAGAAUCAGUUGGUUUUAUUGAUGUUUCAAUUACAAGAAUUGAACAUCCAUUAGAAGUAAAUGAAUUAUCAGAUCUCUCAAUAUUAUUAAAAAGUAAUCCUGCAUAUGUUGAUUGUUUAGAUCUAUUGCAUACUGAUGAAUUAAAAUUAAAAUUUGAUUCACUAUUUAUUGAAAUUGCAAAAUCAAAAAAUCCAAAAAGAUCUUUAGAAAAUAAUAAAUUACAAUUAAAAUCAUACAGUUAUAUUGGUGUUGGUACAAAACUUUAA
Dictyostelium discoideum AX4 is the source of this 561-nucleotide messenger RNA. RefSeq lists its product as hypothetical. The coding region runs from base 1 to 561 and encodes 186 amino acids. Lineage: Eukaryota; Evosea; Eumycetozoa; Dictyosteliales; Dictyosteliaceae. The record is from RefSeq and is a predicted model, not a curated record. The transcript has a single exon.